UUUUUUCAACAGAUUAGUGACAGCUUACCACUUCUUGGAUUUUUAAACAAUGAAGAUAAAGAAGACAUUUGGCGAUUCUGGAAAACAGUCUCAUCAGCUGUCAAAAUAGCUGUAAAUGGCAAAGGUGAUAUUGUUGAAACUCCUCGGAGAAAUUCCAAGUCAAGUAAAUAUACCAGAGAAAGACAAUUAGAGGAGUAUCGUUUACAGCAACUUGACAGAGGCGCCAUUACUAUUUAUGCGCCAGUAAAAUGUUCGGAAAAGGGUUAUAGGAAAUAUCGAAUAUUAAAAUUGGCUAAUCAGAAAAAAUUAGCCGAUUACUAUGAAACCCUUCCGAUUUUAGAUGGAGAAGAAUCGGCCUCAGAUAUUCCUUUCCCAGAGGCAGAUCUUGAUAACUUAGAUUUCUCUGCUAUCAGUAACUGUAAUGACAUUGAAGUGAGUAAAGUCACUAGUGAUUUAACUGGUCAUGUUGCUACAAAAGAUGAUCUGCCUCAGGAAAUUGAUGAAGACUUGAAGGCUGUUUCCAGCUUUUUAAAAGUUAAUUCAACAAACUUUUGUGCUCAGGCUGCCACUUUUUCUGAAAGUUCCACAAAUGACCAUGAAAAGAAUUCGGUCAAGGCUGAAAAGCAAAAACCUGUACGAAAGAUCUGGCCCGUGGGGCGUCCUACAACCAGGUCAUCUACAGGUGCUCGGGUUAUUAGGGACAAAUGUUCAGUCAUUGAAGAUUCCAAACUCACUGU
Molecule: messenger RNA, 737 nt
Organism: Lymnaea stagnalis (great pond snail)
Lineage: Eukaryota; Metazoa; Mollusca; Gastropoda; Lymnaeidae
Source: the annotation of a GenBank genome assembly